Molecule: messenger RNA, 2056 nt
Organism: Apis laboriosa (Himalayan honeybee)
Lineage: Eukaryota; Metazoa; Arthropoda; Insecta; Hymenoptera; Apidae
Product: HEAT repeat-containing protein 3
Exons: 6
Coding region: 80-1990 (636 amino acids)
Biological process (GO): ribosomal large subunit biogenesis; protein import into nucleus
Source: RefSeq, a predicted model, not a curated record
GGAAGAUAUAAAUAGAAAUAACACGUGUAUUUUUAAAUAAUUUUGUUUAAUUCACAAUAAUUCAUAUAUUAAAAAAAAAAUGGGAAAACAAAAGAGACAAAAAAAUAGACCACAUAAAAAACAUCCUACAGGACUUUUAUCUGUUAAAGAUUUUGAAACAGAAGAAAUUGAUGAUGUUACGAAUGAUGAUCGAGAAAGUGCUUUAAGAAGAGUAUAUGAAGAAAUACAGUCUGUUAAUAUUGAGGAAAAACUAUCAGGAUUGCAAACGAUUGAAUCAAUGUCUUAUAAUUCAACUCUUGCUAUACAAAUUACAAAAAAUGGAAUUGCUAAAAUAAUAGGUCCAUUACUUGUUGAUAAAAAUAUUCUCAUAAGAACCAGCAGUGCAAGCGCUUUAAGAUAUUUAGCAGAUAAUGGAAAAAUGGAAGCACAUACUAAUUUAUUAAAUGAUGAUAUUAUGAGUCCAUUGUGUACUUUGUUAAAACAAUAUUAUACAGAUUGGCAACCAAAAGAUCAUAAUGAGAAAAACAAAGUAAUUGAUGAAAAAGAAGCAUUCAUUCAAGCAGUUACAUUAUUGUGGACAUUAUGUGAACACAAUGAAUUUGCUGUAAAAUGUUGCAAUGAAAAUGAUAUUGUUUCUAUCCUAACAAAAUUUUUUGAUAUCACUAUUUAUGGCAUAGAAAUUGCUACAAUUAUUACACAAUGUUUAUUAUCUUUGUCAGAAGAUAAUAUCAAUGCUAUUAAAAAACUUAAAAAUUCUGAAGAUACACUUAAUCAACUGUUAAACACAGAAAUAAAUAAUGCUAAUGUUUCUGAAAUAGCUUGUUUUAAAACUGCUAUAAGUGGUUUAUUAAUUAACUUGACUAACUAUGAAGAAAAUAUUUCUAUGAAUAUAAUCUGCAAAGUGAUAAAUGUAUUAUCUGAUACUCUUUCUAUUGAUUGUAAACAAUUAUUGUCCAAUUUGAUUUCAAUUUUACCCUAUGAAAAAAAUGCUUUUUCUAGUAAUGCAAAAAAAAGAGUACAAGAUAAUAGAAGGAUUUUUGGUGCACAGCAGCAAGCAUUAGAGAUUUUAGCCAAUUUAUGUUCAGAAGAUCAAGAAAAUGAAAAUGAAUCUGAUUUAGAAAAUUCAGAUUGUGAGAUUGAAAACAUAGAUGAUGUUUGUAUGGAUGAUAAAUUAUAUAAAACUAUGUUUUCUUUACCAUUGGAAAUAGUUGAAAUAUUUAAUAUCUGUAACAUAAUAAAUAAAGUAUGGGAUAAAACUAGAAUUAUAAACAAAGAUACAUUAGAAAUAUUAGAACAAAAUGUUGAAGGAAAAGAUAUCUUAAAGCAAAUUCAUACUCUAAAUUGUACAGCUUAUUUAUGUUUAAAUAAUUUAAUAUCAUGUUUAGAAAUUGAUGCACUUGGUGGUAUAGAAAAUGUAUAUAGGAUGUGGACAGAAAUUGGAACAAUUGUUUUCAAGGAUACAAGUGCAAAUGAUAUAGAAUUAUUAGAAUCUGCUACAGCAGCUAUGAGAGCUGCUAUUCAAAAAUUAUCUGAGGAGAAAGUAAAUAUUUUUAACUGUUUAACAUUAGCUGAUGUUCAACCAAUGUUAAACAGAGAACGACAAUGUUUAAAUGCUAAUAUUCAAGUAAAUUUGAUACGAAUAUUAGGAAAUUUGGCUUUGAUUUUAAGAAACAAUGAUACAUCUGAAGCUCGUGAAAUAAUUAAACAUAUAUCUAUAUUUUUGUUGGAUGCUUGUAUAUUAGAAUCAAAAGUUUGGGUAAUGGCAGAAUUUUUGGACACAAUAAUAGAUAUAUAUGCAGAAGAUAAUAGCGACCAAUUAGCAAAUGAAAUUAAAUUGCUAGAAAAAUUACAAACCUUGAUACCUUGUUUUAGAAAUAAAAUGAGACAACAAAAAAAAACUUUAGGAGACAAUGUUGCAAUAGUGUCCACAGUGAAUAUGAAUAUUAUGAAAUUUAUAAGGUAUAAAGAAAAAAGGAUAAGAAAUCUUUAAAAGAUUCUGUUUUUUUAUACAUUAACAAUUUUUAUCAAUUAUGUGUUAGUACAUUAAUGUACUAAA